This is a messenger RNA of Fomitopsis serialis, 2048 nucleotides long. Its product is annotated as histidine phosphatase superfamily. The transcript has 10 exons. Gene Ontology annotation, molecular function: acid phosphatase activity. NCBI's taxonomy places the organism in Eukaryota, Fungi, Basidiomycota, Agaricomycetes, Polyporales, Fomitopsidaceae. Bases 431 to 1918 code for a protein of 495 amino acids. The record is from RefSeq and is a predicted model, not a curated record.
ACCUAGUAUGUAGGCCCCUUGUUUUCGCUCACCCACGGUCCCUCGCCCCUGGGAUAAAACAAUGUCCAGUUCUGCGCGUCACGCCAUACGCUGCAGAUCCAAGACGGCGAUUUGUUGCAGCAGUGCGCAACAACUUCAAGUAAUCGCACGACUCGUAGCUGGAAGUCACCACAACAGGACAUGGCCCACCCCCAAAUAUUCAUCUCUCCUCUGCCAGGGCGUCGACGCUUCUUCAGCUUCGGCUUCAGAGUCCAAUGAAGCAUUUGCACUUAUCGGUGCACAGCGACCAUGUGCAACGAACCCGUCAGUGCUGUGUGCGAUGUGCGCCCUUGUGCGCCCCGUGCAAUCAAUAACGGCAGCGGUCCCUGCCGCUGCAUAAAUAUCACUGCUUGAUGCUCGGCCGCCAGGGAUUUUCCUCUGGCGGUCCAGUAUGGUCUCCGUGCUCCUGCUCGCUGCCCUGCCCUUCGCUGCUGCGCUCCCGCACUCAUACUCAGCCUCGAUCUUCUACUUCCCCGAUGCAGCAGAGGUUGGAUUCGCCGGACCCACUCCCACUGGGGCUGAACCGGAGGCCAUCCAGACGGCACCUGCGGCACCUGUGAAGUCGGAUACGUACCCGCUCGUUGCGGAUGGCGCGGCGUAUAGCCCGUCGUUCAAUCCGAUGCGCUACUGGGGCAACCUCUCGCCGUGGUUCUCAGUCGGCGGCGCGUUUGGGUUGCCGGAAGCGUCCCCACAAGUUCCAUCUGGCUGCGAACUCACUCAGGCGCACAUCGUUCAGCGGCACGGCGCACGAUACCCCACAUCUGGCACGAACAAGUUCGCCGCGCUCUUGCAGAACGCAGUCGUGAACAGACCGGAUUCACCGCCAAGGGUCCCCUCGCUCGGCGCGGAGAUCCUUACGCCCUUCGGUAGGAAGCAGCUGUAUGACCUGUACGGACACCUGCUGAGUGGCUUCACGCAGCUUCCCGUGUUCCGCACGACCUCCGAGUGGCGGAUGGUCCAGUCCGCACGCAACUGGGCUGCAGGCUUCUUCGGUCUCGAGGAGUACCCCACGUCGUACUAUGAGGAGAUCAUCAUCGAGGAGGACGGCUAUAACAAUACGCUCGUGCCGUGGAAUGACUGUGCGAAUGCGAAUGGCGACCUAUACGAGAUGGGCAGUUGGUAUGCGAACAAUUGGACGGAGAUAUACUUGAAGGGCGCUGUGGAGCGGCUGCAGCAGUAUGUCGAUGGUGUGGAACUCACUACGACAUAUGUAUCGGAGAUGCAGGACCUGUGCGCGUACGAGACGGUGUCGAUCGGUUACUCGAAGUUCUGCGACUUGUUCACUGAGGAGGAAUGGAAGGGCUACCAGUACGCAAAUGACUUGGACUUCUGGUACGCUGACGGGCCUGGAACCCUACCGCUGCUUGCGCGUCUGACGCAGACACCUAUGACCCUAUUUGACACGACGACCAACGGGACGCUUGACGGGAACAACAUCACGUUCCCUCUCAAUCAACCGAUCUACAUGGACGCCACCCACGAUACUAAUAUUGCUUCUAUCGCCGUUGCUAUGAAUUUCACGAGCAUGGUUGCAAGCGGUCCGCUGCCAGUAGAUCACAUACCGCUUGAUUUGAGCUACAACACCCAACACAUCGCGCCCUUCGCCGCUCAUCUCGUAGGGCAAGUUAUGACUUGCCCUGUAACUGACAGUCCCUCCGGGUCUGAGAAGUACAUACGCUGGCUUCUGAACGACGGCGCGGUGCCCCUCACCGGUAUCAAGUACUGCGAGGAGCCCAAUAAGGACGGCCUGUGCCUGUUGGGCAACUUCAUUAAGGGCAUGCAGGAGCGCGUCGCGGAGGUUGACUUCCAGUACGACUGCUUUGGCGACGUGUCCGUGCCGUACCCAGAUAACUUGACGAAUGGAAGGUAUAUCCGAUAGCAUGGGGUGUGUUGCUCGGUUGAAAAAAAAGUAAGGGUAGAGUCGGUACCGUACAACAUUACGAUACUAUUCGCAUAACUUACCUGAAACCCGGAACGCGAGGGCAGUCAUAACACACCAAGUUGGGUGG